Mus musculus (house mouse) is the source of this 4636-nucleotide messenger RNA. RefSeq names its product peroxisomal biogenesis factor 2 (gene Pex2). Gene Ontology annotation, biological process: protein ubiquitination; protein import into peroxisome matrix; peroxisome organization. Lineage: Eukaryota; Metazoa; Chordata; Mammalia; Rodentia; Muridae. Bases 3390 to 4307 code for a protein of 305 amino acids. The transcript is spliced from 6 exons. Gene Ontology annotation, cellular component: peroxisomal membrane. The record is from RefSeq and is a predicted model, not a curated record. Gene Ontology annotation, molecular function: zinc ion binding; ubiquitin protein ligase activity.
UUAACAUUUUUAUUGGUAAAUUCUUUAGAGCCUAAAAACCACUAAAAGGCAAAAGGAGGAUAUAGGAUGCCAUUAUUUUCUUUGUACUUUAAAGGUAAAAGAUUAAUCAAUUUUUUCUUCUUUAAAUUCUCAUAGUAAAUGAAAUAUAUUAAUUUUUUCAGUACUUCUUAAAAGACCACAGUCAAGUCUUCAUAAGAUCCUUUGUACAUCUGUAAGAAUAAUUCUUGGUUAAAAUAUUAAUGUGUUGAAUUUACAAAUGCAAAAUAUGAUAUGCCUUGCUUAUUAUCUUCAUAGUGACCAAACAGGUCCUUAUUAGCUCCUAGAAAUAGGCCAUCUCUGUCUUCUCUUUGGCUUUUUUUCUCAUUAACACUGUCUAGCAAUAUUCCUGGCCCAGGAAUAAAGCCCAGCUCAGGUUUUUGUUCAAUAAAUGAGUGGAUAUGUUUUUAAGGCAAGUUUUAAAAUAAUAAAAACAAGUUUUCUGAAACUACUAGCUCACUACAAAGAUUAAUGAAGUACACUAUAUAAAUAUAUCCUGAUUUUAAAUAUUUUCAGCAGUAAUUUUAAAUGCUAUGCUUCCUGGCAUUCUUAAGAAUCAUCUAAUAUAAUUCAAAUUUCUCGUGCAGCUGGGAUCUUUGUUAUGGAGAUACUGUGAUGUGUGUUCAUGAGACCUACUAAAACUCUUUGAACUAGAGAUGCUUUCUGAAAAUGUCUUCUCUAGCCAUUAUUGUGUGUGCACAUGUGUGUGAUGUGUUUGUUUAUAUGUAAUUGCUAUUGUGUGUGUGCAUGUGCUUAUAUGGGGGAGACAUAGUGAAGGAUUCAAGAGCAGGUGAUCUUUCCAUUUGAGUAUCUAGGAUGAAAUUUGUCCCUUCUGCUUGGCAGAAAGUACCUUCAUUCCUGAGCCUUCUCCCUGGUCCCAUUUUUAUUUUAUUUUUUUUUAAUUUCACCUUUGUCCUCAUAAAAAUCAAGUGAACUAGGCAAGAAAAUAUGCAGUUGUCUUCCCAGCACAUAGCAGCUGAGACAGAAGUGCUUUGAGGCCAACCAUAGAGCUACAUUGCAAAAGCCCGUAUCAAAAGCAAAAAACACCAAAACCUAAACAGUCUAUCACAGCCUACCUUGGGCUACCUUCCUACACAACUAAGUCAAAGCCUUGCUCUUCAAAGAGAAUUCACUAUUUUGAACAACAGCUCCCUACAUAAUAAUAGGAACCCCAUUACUUUAAAUUUUUUGGAACACUUUCAAUAUAAUGGCCAAUGCAUCAAAUUGAUGAGUAUUUUGUAUCCCUUUAAGCUGUCUUAGAAUCGUGUCCAUACCUUACAGUUAGAGUAGGCUGUAUUUCAAACCAAUCACAAGAAGAUAGUGGUCACCAUGGGGUGGGUAUACUGGUGCAUCUCUAGACACAUCCCUGCAGUCCCUAUCUGUAUUCCAUACCUACUGUAGCAAACUGGAGCUCCUCCUACAGUGUUUUCUACACUGUCAGGUUACUUGUUAAAAAGGGAUUUGUUUGCUUUCUUUGUCUUCCACCCAAUUUUGCUCCCAAGUUCUCCUUUAAUAUACUCCAGAUACUAAGGUUUUUUUGUUUGUUUUGUUUUUUUAAAAACACACAUUAUUUAAAAAACAAAAAACAAAGAAUCAGAAUUGUACUGAGUGCAUGAUUCUGAGGUUCUUAUUACCGCCUCCUUUAUGCUGUCCAUGUGUCAUGCACAGAACUCUGAUGCUCUGGGUAAUUUCUGAAACAAAAUACAAUGAAAAGUUUUGGGGCAUUGGAGACAAUUGUAUUUUUGUAUCACUACCUCCACGAGCCUGGGGAUGCAGGCGGGGUUGGUAGCAUUAAAAAGACUUUACAACUUCGGUAGGCUCUACCUGAUUUCCUAAGUACCUCCCGACCAACCCACCCAGCCAAGGCCAUUCUAGCUCCUUGUCACUGGCCUGCCUCCCAUCGGGUGGCCUGCAGCCUCUGCCCCAGUGGCUGCCCGAUGGGGACCUAGUGUGCUGCCACACAUCUGGGGACAAGGUCAGACCGACAACCGGGAGGACCCAAGGUCAGUCCCCGGCCCUCAGGUGCGCAGGCGCCGGGUCGCCAGCCGGCGGCACUUGUCCAGCGGCCGUCAGCGGCGUCCUUGGGCCCAGAGCCUGCCCGCAGAGCCCAGACCUCCCUCUGGGCCGGGACAGCAAAGCCUCUUCACGCCCGGCCCUGACCCCGCGCUGACCGCUCGGUGACGCUUCUGCCAAUCAGAGGCAGCUUUGCGGACCAAUCCCAGUGCGUGGAGUGUCCUCUUGGGCGUCUCUUCCCUUCGUCCCUUCGUCCCUUCGUCUCUUCGUCCCUUCGGCUCCUCGGCAUUUUCCGUGGCCAGGCCUUAUCCGGCUUUCCUCAGACCCGGUGUUGCUUCUGGGUGUAAUUCCCCGCUCUCUCUUCAGCCACUUCCGGGUCUUCCGUCGCUCCGGAAGCCCGCAGAUUCCGGAAGUGAGGGCGACCCAGAUGCGGCCACGGAAUGCCCAGCUUUCCGGAGAUUGUUUGAGAAACGGCCGUGCGGCGCCCGGGCGUCCCGCAGACCCCGCAGGUCAGUGUCCGCUCGCAGCCGCCCCGCCGUAGGGCGCGCGGGCCGCACGCUCUGCGAGGACGGCGUCGCGAAGCUUGCCUUGGCUGCAGGCCGCGGUGGCUCAGUCUGUCUCGGUUCCGCAAAGGCGGUAAAGCAAGCCAGACGCCUAGUUUUCCUCUAGUUUAACGCUGUCACGCAGACAACGCUUCUGCCUCUGCACGCCCCGCGGCGACGCUGCAGACAGCCCGGAAAGCGCCUCCUCGCCUUUAGAACAGUACUAGAUUGAGUGCUUUAACUCUUAAAUAAGAAUCUCUUGUAGUUUAUGAGUUUUUCAGUGUUUUGGACUUUCAACGUUUCCAACAGCCCAUUCUUGGUCUUCGUGGCAAGAGUUAUGGAAGGUUUUCUUACAAGAGACAUAUGAAAACCCACUGAUGAGCUAACCAAGGAUACAUUCCAGCAACUCCUGCUGAAAUCGUUCUCCAAGACUCUCAGCAAGACCAUAGCCAGGAGUUCACAUCUCGGGUCUUUUGCACAGCCUGUUCCUUUUUCCUAACUCUUGGCAAGUAUGAGGUAAAGGCCUCCUGAAGCAGCUGUGCAGCAGAACUCUCUAUCAACUUCUGGUAGGCCGCUGAGUGCUGCAGGGGCCACGGGAACGGAGCACAGCCUUUUGUUUUAGACUCAAGAAACCCAAGGAUGGGGAGGAUCAGGUGAAAACCCUGGUUUCAAAUCACAUUGGCAACAGUUGAUGUCCACAGGAUCCAUGCCUCUAGUAGUUCCACGUGUUUAUAUUCUACAGGAAAAUAGAUCAAGUGAAGGAACCACUUAGAAAUUACAGACAGCAUCUGAGGAGAUAUGACUGGCAAAGAAGAGAAUAUGCAGAGUGCAAACAGAGUGCUGAGGAUAAGUCAGUUGGAUGCACUUGAACUGAAUAAGGCCCUGGAGCAGCUUGUGUGGUCCCAGUUUACUCAGUGCUUUCAUGGAUUUAAGCCAGGACUGUUAGCUCGCUUUGAGCCAGAAGUGAAAGCAUUUCUGUGGCUUUUCCUAUGGAGGUUCACCAUCUACUCCAAAAAUGCCACUGUGGGGCAGUCAGUUUUAAAUAUUCAGUACAAAAAUGAUUCUUCUCUCAACCUGAUAUACCAGCCACCGAGUAAAACUCAGAAACUGUGGUAUGCUGUGUGCACCAUUGGGGGAAAGUGGUUAGAAGAACGAUGUUAUGAUUUGUUUCGAAACCGUCAUUUAGCGUCUUUUGGGAAAGCCAAACAGUUCAUGAAUUUUCUGGUUGGACUUUUAAAAUUAGGUGAGUUGAUAAACUUCUUGAUUUUCCUACAAAAGGGAAAGUUUGCAACUUUGACAGAACGCCUCCUUGGCAUUCAUUCCGUAUUUUGCAAGCCCCAGAACAUGCGCGAAGUUGGCUUUGAGUACAUGAAUAGGGAACUUCUCUGGCAUGGCUUUGCUGAGUUUCUGAUUUUUCUCUUACCACUUAUCAAUAUCCAGAAGUUGAAAGCCAAAUUGUCUUCCUGGUGUAUCCCUCUUACUGGUGCUGCUGGUCAUGACAGUACACUAGGCAGCAGUGGAAAAGAGUGUGCUCUGUGUGGAGAGUGGCCCACAAUGCCUCACACUAUUGGAUGUGAACAUGUAUUUUGUUACUACUGUGUUAAGAGUAGCUUCCUAUUUGACAUAUACUUUACGUGCCCGAAGUGUGGCACAGAAGUGCACAGUGUGCAGCCCUUGAAAUCAGGAAUUGAAAUGUCAGAAGUAAAUGCUCUUUAGAAACCAAGUUGUUUCCUCUGAGAAAAGUGUAUUGUAUCCAGUUCCUUGGAAUUAGUCAUCCUCAGUGUCAUCUGUAGGUGGCUUUUAACAGGAGUGUGCUGUACAGCCACUCUCUUCCUUUACAAGCACAACUCAGUUCUAAUCACUGGAAACCAAAUGAUACUAGAAAAUCUUAUAAAUGUUCAUGUAAUUUUUUUAGAUCAUCUAAUAUAAUUUUUAAUGUCAAGAAUACUGGAAAUUUUUUGUCAGAUGAAUACUAAGAAUGACUAAGAAUUCUUCUUCAUAGAAAAAGGUCAGACUCUAAAAAUAAAAGAUUUUUGAGGCUCUGG